AUGUCGUCCGACACUCCCGACAAGGCUGUCCCCACCGACUCUUCUUCUCCAUUACCCGACCCAAAGAAGCUGCGACUGUCCUGUGAUAACUGCCAUGCCGCCAAAGUCAAGUGUACCAAGGAACGUCCCUUCUGCUCCAGAUGUGGUAACUCCGGUGUUCCUUGUGUCUAUUCCAAGUCACGCAGAGCCGGAAAACCCAAAGGGUGUGGUAAGAAUCGUGGUCAGUUCAGCACGUUACCCACGCCGCCAGAAUUCAACAGCCGACCAGAUUCUCCCCUGGAAGAUGGUCGACUGAAUAUGGACCACGACGAAGGCUCCUGGAGCGUCGACAUCCCGGGAACUCGUCGCUCCUCGUUUCUCGAUCAAGGCUUCGGCCACCUUCACUCCGCCGCCGAGUCCACACACUCACUGGACCCGACUUUGACCCUGAACAGCACCUUCACUCAUGCUGGAUCCAUGGACUCAGAAGAAUCCGCAUUCAACACGACUAUGUUCGCCUCCGAGUUCAAGACGUCACCAGACUGGGUGUCCGGUAUGGACUCGGCCGGCACCACGAUCCCCUUCUCCACAGACCGGAUGGCGACGACCUGUGCAGGCCCCAACGUGAUGUUAUACAAUGAAUUCAUAUCCGACGGCGGCGGCAGACUCGAUGACUCUAGCUCUGGCCUUGGCGGUAGUCCAUCCUCCUCCUGCUCAUGCCUUAGCGCGUUGCAAGAGAUCCUCAGCGCGCUCAACGCCGCGAUCCCCAGCUUCGACCGGUUCCUCGCCAUCAACAAAUCCGCCGUGGUGCGCAUGACCCAUUGUCUCUCUUGCCAUUGCUUACCGGACAUCUCCUCUGUCAUGUUACUCUCCGUCAUCAUCACUCGGAUCGUGCAGUGCUACAAGAAGAUCCGCAAUGGCGAGUGUCAGGGUUCCGAGGAUGUGGGGGUCACCAUGGGUACGCUCAAGAUGGACAGUGAAGAUGAAUAUCAGAUCAAGAUGUUUUUGAUUCGGUCAGAACUGCGCAAGAUCAAGUCCCUGAUCACUCGUUUCCGUGAUCGAUUCGAGAACUUCCUGCAAGGCGCUGACCGGCAGCUGUACGAGGCCAACAUGGCGUUUCUGGAAUACGGACUGGACGACACGAUCAAAGGUCUUUGA
Molecule: messenger RNA, 1137 nt
Organism: Rhinocladiella mackenziei CBS 650.93
Lineage: Eukaryota; Fungi; Ascomycota; Eurotiomycetes; Chaetothyriales; Herpotrichiellaceae
Exons: 1
Coding region: 1-1137 (378 amino acids)
Biological process (GO): aflatoxin biosynthetic process; regulation of DNA-templated transcription
Cellular component (GO): nucleus
Molecular function (GO): DNA-binding transcription factor activity, RNA polymerase II-specific; zinc ion binding; DNA binding
Source: RefSeq, a predicted model, not a curated record